UUUAAACAAAAUAAAAUACAUCUGCGGAUUGAUGCGUCCACAAGAAUUACCGUACCAAAACCAGCUCUUCUUCAAGGUGUACAAGGUUUGGGGAUUUUUCUUUGCUUUUGCGUACCUCGGUAAUUUCUCCUUGUUGCUCAUACGGUUGUACAAGGAGAUGCACAACCCCGUGGUUGUGGGGCAGUCGUUGAGUUUUUCCUGUUUGUAUGUCGUGACGAUAUUCAGUUUGAAAAAGAUUUUGUCCAAAGACGUCCAAGAUUUGUAUAGUUCGAUCGAGACCAAAGAGCAGGAACAUUUUAAACAUUCCAACGGUAGGAUAACUGAGGUUUUCGAGAAGUACAUCAAAAUAACCAACAGGACAUCGGCGGAGAUCUUUUAUUUCACGUACGUGUUUUGUAUUUGCCUAAGUCUGGAACACUCCAAGUUGUUGGAGGGUAGAAGGGAGUACGUUUAUUUUCAGUGGUUUCCUUUCAAUCCGGACAACUAUUACUGGUUUGUUCUUUUCGAUCAAUGCUUCUAUUUGAUGACUUGCUUCUUGUACAUGAUGUAUACGAAGUUUUCGGUACUACACAUCUCUACAUACGUGUUAGCUAAUAUUAAGGUACUACAUACUAUUAUCCUUGAUUCUGAACAUUAUGCAAAUUACUUUCGAAAAAGAAACAACAUUACUUUAGAUCAGGCUAGAUACUUGGUGUUUUCGAAAUUCGUCGAGUAUCACACUGAUCUCAUUCAAUAUGUGGGCCUGGUUAGGGACCGCACUAGUACUUUUAUAUUAUUAGAUUUUAUGUUAACGUCCUUUCAACUGGGGACAAUAUUGAUCUCAGUUAUUGGUGGAAUUGAUGUUGGAGACGAGAAUGAUACGAUUUGGAAUAAAGGUGUUUUGUUUUACUUCUUUGCUAUCAACAUUCAUUGGAUGUGGGCUUCAUAUUUUUACGCAGAUGAAGUCAUGAAUGAGAGCAAAAAUAUAGCAAUUCUGUUGUACACAGAAAUAAACUGGUGGGAAUACGAUAUCAAAACUCAGCAAUGCCUGGUGAAUAUCAUUCAAAGAGCCCAAAGUCCAUUGUCUUUAAUGAUUGGACCAUUUGCUGAUCUUUGUUUGGCUUCGUUUCUUGCUGCUCUCAAAGCUACGUUUUCUUAUAUGACUUUCAUGAGCAGCAUUUAUAAGUAAACAUAAAUAUCUCACACUAUUGUUAAGUAGUUGUUCAGCAUCCAACAUUCUCAAUUAAUUUUUACACUAUAGUUAGUUAUUAAUAAAAAAUCACAGCAUUAUUACUUUAUCUCUUUUAAUUUUAACACUAUUGGGAUUAAGAUAAAUCAUACCUGGCUGGUACAUCUACCUACAAUUGCAAUAAAAGCAAAUGCAUUUUAGAAUGCAAUAAUCAGAAACUUCUGUUAUCUAUUUGCAUUACAUCGAGUUAAACUUAACCAUGGAAAUUGAUCAAGGAAUCUCCGCCUCCCGUUACAUCGAAGAAACCCAAGGCACCCCCAUCUUGGUAAAUACAACCCACUUGGAAAAUACCAGAUUAAAAAGAACCUCAUCCAUGGCCUCAAUUGGGGAAAUAUCAGUUUACACAGAUGACAUUGAGUACGAGGAUUGGCUAUCUUAUUUAAGACGUGGACAUAACAAGUUAAGAGUCUAUGGCACUGUAGAUCCACACCCGGAUAUUGUCUGUGGACACUUGAUUUCCUUCGAGGAAGACAGUUGGAACUACGAAGAUGCCAGCACUGUAAUUUUGGAGGAACCACUUAAGGUGGUACGAUGCGAGACUACGAUGAUUAGUGUCAAAGAGAAGUUCAAAAACUUCGUGAAGAAGUUCAAAAAGGCGUUUGAGAAAUGCUGGGUUACAAUUGAAGACUGUGAAGAGACGUGUUAUUGUCCAAAGAAGCAUGGGGAGAGGUUUGUCACGUUGUGGUCCAUUGAGGAACCGUUCAAAGUCAAGUACUGGAUGUUUAAGAAAUUAAUUAAACAAAAAUGAUGGGGAAGGAGAUUAAUUUAAUUAGUAUGUAAUAAUAUUGACUAUAAGAGAAAUAUAAUAAUAAAUGAAAAUAAAAUAAAUAUGAGUAUAUUAUUUUUAUAUACAGGUAACAUAUGUUACCUACACUAUGCAAUAUAAGGUGAGAACAAUCAUUGUUAAUUCACUCUAUGCUUACACAAGAAUAGAACAGCCAAAAUGGAAUCAGCAAAGAACUUACUCACCAAAAUGAAGGGAAGUUCGAAAAAGUACACAGUACCCAGCUCAACUGUUUCCAGAUCGUCCUCCCCUUUGUCAUUUAGAAACAUAGACCUGUGCAAACAGGACGACAAGUACGAAAGUUGGACGUCCUCUUACAAAAAGGACGAAGCUGUGGAUGCAAAUGACAGUAUUUUAUUGUCCGGUAAUUUGGAAGAAAUUUCUGGAGACGUGGUGGAACACCAAUUGCCUGAUGGAAGACUGGAGCAGACUAUCUUCAAGCAGAAGAAGGUCGCAAAAAUUAAGAAGGUUGUGAAGAAGCUUUCUAAGAAAUCACAAACUAAAUAUAAGGAUCUGGUGAACAAUGUGGAAGUAUAUUGUAUGAAGGUUAAAAAAUUUAUGACAAAUUCAUCUGUACAAGACGAUGAAGAUGUGGAAUCGAUAGCAGAUGAUGGCUUUAGUCAGUGUUACUUAGACGGUUUUGAUAAAGGACCAGUCUUGUGACUGGUUUAUGUUCAGAUAUGUUGUUGUGGAUUA
Aethina tumida (small hive beetle) is the source of this 2708-nucleotide messenger RNA. RefSeq names its product odorant receptor 30a-like. Gene Ontology annotation, biological process: sensory perception of smell; detection of chemical stimulus involved in sensory perception of smell. The record is from RefSeq and is a predicted model, not a curated record. Lineage: Eukaryota; Metazoa; Arthropoda; Insecta; Coleoptera; Nitidulidae. Gene Ontology annotation, molecular function: odorant binding; olfactory receptor activity. The transcript is spliced from 5 exons. Bases 32 to 1168 code for a protein of 378 amino acids. Gene Ontology annotation, cellular component: plasma membrane.